Messenger RNA from Scophthalmus maximus (turbot), 941 nucleotides. Its product is annotated as chemokine-like protein TAFA-2. Gene Ontology annotation, molecular function: receptor ligand activity. The transcript has 5 exons. Lineage: Eukaryota; Metazoa; Chordata; Actinopteri; Pleuronectiformes; Scophthalmidae. Bases 529 to 915 code for a protein of 128 amino acids. The record is from RefSeq and is a predicted model, not a curated record.
GAGCAGACCGGCGCGCAACAACAGUCCUCCUGACUCCUCGGCCGCGUCGCACCUCUGUCCCGCCACGCCGGGCUACUUUAUCACGGUUUCCCUCGAAGGGGAGAGGGGGACUAUCGGUGCCGAGGAGGAUCUCGAGUCGGAUGUUUCCUCUGUGUUGGAAUAGCUCAAUAAGUAAGUUUCCUGUACCUCCGGAGGAGGAGAGCAGCGGAACUUCCACAGGACCAUCUGCCUUGCACCCUUUCUGGCACCGCGGGGGCUGCGCACUGUUUCUUUCUCCCUCUCACGUAAAACAGGAGGUCGCAUCUGCCACCGACUCCCGUCCUCUGUAGUCCGGAGGCUGCGGAGGGGGAUGGUAUGGUGUAACUUUUCCGCUCCAGCCGAACCCGAGCGGCCGGUGUGAGAGAGGAGCCGCUUCAUGGUGCCGGAGAGGGCAUGCGAGCCUUCCCUCCGUCUCGGAUAGCGGAGCGGCCAUGAGGAGAGGGGUCAACCUGCUGGAAUAAGAGAACAGGACCACACGGCACCAACAGAAUGCGGGAACGAGGUCCUUGCAUUUGUGGAGUAGGUGUGUGGAGUCUACUGCUGUCCCUCUGUUUGGCCUCCCUGACACAUGCACACAGGAGCCACACAGUGCAUGUGAAGGCGGGGACGUGCGAGGUGAUCGCCGCCCAUCGCUGCUGCAACAAGAACAAGAUUGAGGAGAGAUCUCAGACUGUCAAAUGUUCCUGCUUCCCCGGACAGGUUGCUGGCACCACUCAGGCCAUGCCCUCCUGUGUUGACGCUUCCAUUGUAGCCCAGAAGUGGUGGUGUCAGAUGCAUCCUUGUAUGGAAGGUGAGGAGUGCAAGGUUCUGCCGGACCUCACAGGAUGGAGCUGCAGCACAGGCAACAAAGUCAAGACCACAAAGGUGACCCGAUAGUUCAGUCCGUCUCAAAAAGAGAACAA